AUGGAAACUAUGCGGACUAAUCUUAAAUUCCGGAAAAGUGGAAAGAUGGCAACUAUAGCUGGAUUUUACGAGGAUGAAUGUCAGACUAUCCAUAUUAAGACAGUGCUGAUCCAUAAUGAGACAAAUCUGUUGAUCUACUACGCGCCUGAAGCAGCGAACGGUGUGGACCACUAUGGGGUGAUGUUCUAUCCUAACUUGGAACGUGCUGGCUAUGAAUUUACAGAAUGGAUGCUGAAGGAAAGAAGAUUGAGUCGCAGUCUUAUGGACGAGGAGUGUCAAAGACGACGAAAGGCAUUGUGA
Enterobius vermicularis (human pinworm) is the source of this 300-nucleotide messenger RNA. The record is from the annotation of a GenBank genome assembly. NCBI's taxonomy places the organism in Eukaryota, Metazoa, Nematoda, Chromadorea, Rhabditida, Oxyuridae.